Molecule: messenger RNA, 201 nt
Organism: Lottia gigantea (owl limpet)
Lineage: Eukaryota; Metazoa; Mollusca; Gastropoda; Lottiidae
Exons: 1
Source: RefSeq, a predicted model, not a curated record
GAGCUUUUGGCUAGCCUGUUGGCUGCUAGAUUGCUAUGCUUUGUUAGACAAAGCCUUGAAUUGCCCCCUGGGAUUGAGUACAGGUGCUGGUCUGAUAGUAUGGUAGCUUUGGGAUGGAUAAGAGGAGAUCCAGCUCGCUGGAAGCAGUUUGUGGCUAAUAGAAUGUCUGAGAUCGUGAGCUUGACAGAGCCAGGAAAGUAG